AUGGCGGGCGGGGAGGCAGUGCUUGAAAGGCUGACACAUCCCGAGGUCGCAGAUUUUUUAAUUCGAGGAGCCAGAUUCAUAAAAUGGGACGAUGUAGGUCGAACCGCUUUUCACUCGUUUUGGUUUUAUGCUCAAGUCACGCUAUAAAGCUAAACCUCCGUGUCGUUUCGCUUCGAUCUCCAUUUUUUAUUAAGCUUACUAGCAGUGAGGUUCUUUACCUUGGUAACCUAACUUUAAGGCAUCUUCUGUACAAAUCUCUACCGGCCAUUUUUCCGCAAGUCGAGUUCGCCGCUCAGAAUAUUCCCGUAUUUGUCUACAGGAAGUAUUUCUGUGUUAUUAAUUGUGAAGCCCAUUGCGAGAUCCCGGCCUUGUGUACAUGACAGGGCUUCACUUCCUUUCGCGAAGGUAUUAAAAUAUAUUUUAAAUUUUUGCUCUUUCUUUGCAGGACUCUCAAUUAGGCCAGCCAUGUACUGUAAAAGUAGAUUCGGCUGGUCAUUUAAUUUAUUGGCGAGCUGAAGAUAAGGUAAGAUUUAAAUAAACCAUGUGUAAUGGUAUCCGAAGGUUGACAGUGCAGGUUUCUUUUUGUUUUUGUCACUCAUGCAGUCAGUGCAAGUUCUUUGCACUUUCCAGGUUUCUUCACGAUCAUCCAAAGUCGCCGUUUUCUAGACUGUUAGGCUCCUGACAAGUGUAACUUUCUAUCAUCGUAACCAUAUCUUUUAUUUUUCAGUUUAGAGAGAGUGUCAGUUUACAUAGCCCUUUAUUUUUAAAUUAAAACUUUUAAUAUCUCUGCAUUCACACACAGGAAACGGACUUACUGGAGUUGACGUUUGUUCGAGACGUGAGGACGGGAAAAUCGGCCAGAAUUCCGAAGGUUUGUGAUCUGAACUGUUAAAUUUAAGCUUAGUUAAAGUAUCAAAAAAUAAUCCAACAUGUCCGAAAGUCAUUUGCUUUUCGCUGAUAAGUGUUCUCGAUGAUAUCAGUCAGCUAGUGACCAUGUGCACGAUUUUCGAUAUAAAACACCGAAAAAACGCGAGUCUUUUUGUUGAUAUUUGGUACUUUGCUUCGAGCUCUUUUGUAAAUAAACAAUAAUUUACCUUUUCCGCCUAUAUGCUUAUAAGUGCCACUCAAAAAAAUAUUUCUGUAAAUGCUAAUACAUUUCAACUUCUUUGAAGAUUUAUUAGACUUUCAAAUUUAGCCCUCGCAGCUAGUACAUAAAUUUGUUCUCUGUGAAAGGUUUCUGUUCGUUAUAAUUCUUUUUUUAUUCCUUUUUGUGGCAUUAACAAUGCCUUUAAUCCUGUGAUAGAAUGCCUUAUUGCGCCCGGGUAGAAUAUUUAAGGCAUUUUCCAGCUGAAAGUGUGUUGUUCCACUUGUUGUUAUGGCAAGAAAUAGUUUUUGUUUUGACAUGAAAGUGGUUCGUUUUUGGAAUGAGGUUUUGGCUUAAACAAAAUGCAUGUAGGCUUUUCUUUUAAUUAUUUAUUGUUCUCUUUUGUGAAUAAUAUCACCUAGCAAUUUUGUGUCACCCUAGUUUGGCAAAAUUAAAUAUUGCAAUUUUUCAUAACUCAAAUUCCCAAAUUAAAAGCACCAAACGAAAUGUUUUUUGCCCUCACCUUAGCUAAUAAAAUUGCAGUUUAGGCUUAUUUUCCCAUCACAUCAUGUCAAUUAAUUUUGCAAAAAAUUCAUGCAUAUGGAACCAUAUUUAAGAACUUUGAUUGAUUUAAAAUACUCACUACUUUGUUAAUUGGAAAAAUACGUUUUGAUGGUGGAUGAAGGAAGGUUUUAUAAUUUUUCUUGAGCUUUCCCUUUGAUGUUUUUUUCUAACAAUUUAACUUUGAUCUCCCUUUGCUGGGUUCUUUAUGAUACAUGGCUCUUGUUCUGUGUCUGACAUUUGUUGUUUUAGAAAAGAAUUAAAAUAAUAAAUUUAAAUCAUGUUUGUUCAAUAAAUAUGCAAAUUUAGCUCCUUUCUACAAAGAAGAGAAUAUAAAUAACAUAUUCAUCAUGAUUUCCAGACAUUAAAAAAUGUUACUGGCUCUUAGAAUCAUAUUAAUUAUGUGAGUCCCAAACUAUACCACAAAUGAUUUUUUGCUUUGAAAUAAAAGGUAUCUCAGGACAUUAGAUUGUAAUAUACAAAGCCAAACAUUCAUCGCUGAAAAAGACUGGUGGUGCAUCUCCCAUUUACUCUUGAUAAGUUUGAGUUUUGAUUUGUGUAAUUUUUGUAAGUUUCAGUGGAACAUUUAGUUGUUAAUGACCUCAGGUAAUUACUGAUCAUUUUUUUCAUGGUGUUGGACAACCUGGUGGUAGAUAAAAGUAGUUGUUUAACUUUUCCCCACAGAAAGUAGUGUUUUUUCUUUAUCAAGUUUUAUUUUUUAACGUACAAAAUGGGUGCAAAAUUUCAGUUUCGCAUGCAUCAAGAUGUGAAAAAUAAAUUAUUCCAGUAAUGAACACUUCACCCAUCAGUUACCAACACUGCAGCUUAAAUUGAAAUUCUUAGCGUGAGUAUAUUUUUGUAUUUGUGGACAGUUCUUAUCAGAAGCAGAUGUUUAAUAUUAUUUUUUUCCAAAUCUCUACAUUUGGCAUAAAACUCCUGUUUACAAACUGGUUGAAAAUAGGAUUUUAAAAAUGAAGUGUCUUAGUAACAGGCAGCUGACUUUGUUUCUCUUUUAUGGUUUCUAAAAACAAUUAGCGCUAGCGAUUUCAUUUUUCCAUGGUCAUUUUUGAGGGGAAUUUAUGUGCAUCAUUUUACAACAUGCAAAUGAGUACUUUAGGCAUUGAGCAGAAAUUUUUGAGCCAACAACAUCGCUCUGAUCGUUCCAAACACAAAAGCAGUAAGGGUUAUGACAAAAAGGAAUUCUUUAUAAAGUUAAUGUUGUUUCUAGUUUUAAGUUCCUAAUGUCAGUAGUUCCAAAUUUGUGAAAGACUAACACAUAGAAGCUCACAUCCAAGCUCUGAUAUGCUGCUUUGUGCUCAGAGUUUACCUUUUAUUUAAUUCUUGUUUAUUUGAAUAGGAACAAAGACUGCGGGAUUCACUGAAAUUUGGAGUGUCAGAGGAAGAGUUGUUGCAAGACAAAACAAUAACAAUUGUACAUGGACCGAACAUGGUGGACCUUGUUUAUGUUAACUUUGUUUCUGGUUCAGUUAAUGUCACACGUGAUUGGACAGAUGCUCUUAUGAAGUUAACGAACAAUCUCUUGGCUGUGAAUGCAUCUCCUAUGAGCUUCCUUGAAAAACAGUAAGUAGAAAUUGAUUAAAAUUUCACCAGUUAACUUCUAGAGCAGUUUGUGGUGGGAAUACUUGUCACUCUUCUUUGAGUCUACAAAAUCCUUUAUAAUUACCAUCCAAAUGAAAUGUCUUCAGAAUAAUUUUUUCAUAUUCAGGGUGCAAAGAAAGUAAUGUCCAAUACCCCAUGGCUAGUGGAUAUUGCUGUCGGGCUAGUAAAUUCUGUUCUUAAUUUGCUCAUGGGCAAGUGAAGUGUUUCGGGGAAUUCAAAUAACAGUAGAACCUUAAUCAAUCCUGCUCAUCGAAUUUAUUUUUGGGCUAGUUGAAAUGACUAUUAGGCAAGUACAUGCUAGCUACAGCUUGCCCAAAUGGCAAGCUGUAAAACUGACUUUCUUUGCAUCCUGAUAUUACUAGUUUAAAUUAUUUCUUACGAUUUUCUUGUAAGAAAUAUGAUUCUCUUUGGCUGGUAUCAGAUGGAAGAUGAUGCUAGUAAUCUGUGAAUAAAUGUUGUAUCCUUAUUAAUGUUGAUUUGUUGUUUAGUUUUACAAAGUUGUGUGUGCAAACAAAUGCAGAAGGAAAAGUUCCUGUGAAGAGGUAAGUGACUUUUAAUCACAAAAAUUAAUACAGGCUUUGUCGUUAUGUCUGCGGAAGAACAGUCUGACACACACAUAGAUUGUAACCUCCACUAACCACCUGGAGGCACCAACACUUCAGAGUUUUCAAAAUUGAAUCAAACUGUUCAUUUUCAGAUCUUCAAUCAGGAAAAUUUAAUAGUCUGAUUUAAAAAUGUCUUAAAUUUUUUAAGACUACAUUUUUAUGACCCUUGAAAGAUGGUUAACCCUAACCCAGGAUUUAGGCAGAUUUUAAGCAAAAUUGUUGUGUCUUAUUAUUAUGUUAAUUAAGCUGAUUGAACGUCAUGGAGCCUCGUAAAUUGUAAUUAUUGUACUGGUGCGACCAUGCACAGAGCACUUACAUUUAGGAGUUCUUAAAGGUCGGUACACACUAGGCGACAAGUUGCAGCAACAUGUCGCGGCAACACAUUGCAGCGACAAAUCGCUUUGUGUGUACAGGAGAAUUUUUGUGAAAAUCUUUGUCGCUGCAACAGAAUUUGUCACCCCAACAAGUCGCAUAGAUUCAGUCUGAUUUGAUUUUUUGCAACUUGUUGCAGCGACAAAAUUCUGUUGUGGAGACAAAGAUUUUCACAAAAAUUCUCCAGUGCACACGAAACGAUUUGGCGCUGCGACGUGUUACCUCACCUUGUUGCUGCAACUAGUCGCCCGACCUGUGCACACGGAGUGAUCUGUCGCCGCGACGUGUUGCAGCAACUUGUCGCCUAGUGUGUACAGACCUUAAGAGCUUGUCGAACAUGCUUGUGCAUGCCAGAUCAAAUUGGAAUUUGGAAGUGAUGGCUUUUAAGGAGAGGGGGAAACUGUAGUAGCAGGAGAAAUACCUCUCAUAGCAAGGGAGAGAACCCUUAACCAACAUGGCACUGACACUGGAAUUCGAACCUGGGCCACAGUAGUGGGAGGCAAGUGCUCUCAUCACUGCGCCACAGUUGCUCCCUUAAAGCUGAAAAAUAAUUAUGUUAAUCCAAAAUGAUGGUGUUAAACAGUUUAUUGGAAGGUCAAGCCCAGGCCACCAAAAUGUUUGCAUGUGUUUCUCUCUUGUCAUGUGUACUGAGUAAGUCCCUAACUAUCUUUCUAAACUGUCAGCAUUCUGAAGUAUGUAAGUUCAAGUAAAGAAGACAAGAAGAGAGUGCUAGAUGCUCUGCAAUCUGUUGGUCUUCCACAUGGAAAAGUAAGUUCUUGCAAUCAUAAAGUAUCAUUAUUUUGUUGAGUUUAAUAACAGUCUACUCUACCUCAGGAAUUGUUACUCUCUUUAUGUUCUUUCUUUAAGGCUUUGUAGAUUUUCUGAAUUGAUACUUGUAUGUGAGCUUUGAAACUACUUGGAAGUUUGCUAAAACAUUGAAAGAAAUAAAUGAAUUCUCCUGAGAAGUGCAUUUACUUAGUGCAUUAUUUGUCUUCAAAUAAAAUUUUAUGUGACAAUUUAGCCUUUACGGUAGUUUAUGAGUACAGUAAUGUGGAAAGAGGCUAGGAACAUGGAAUCGAGGGUACUGAUUUGAAUUUUGAAUUCAAGAUGGCAUCUUUAGGUAAUGUUGUAUUUAUUUAUUGUCGUGCAAUGUAUGUCACAUUCUUGAUCUCUUUGACACUAAAAAAUUUUUCCUCAGCCCUCCUCCUCCCCAUUCCUGCUUCUUCCUUGUUCUAUAGUUUGUAUAUUUCAGGCAGUUGAUUGCCCUCACCUUCACCGGCAAUACAUGUUUAAUGAAAGUUUGAGUUUGUAUUUGGACUGGAUUUUCAGAGUUUAAUAAACCUGCUAUGUGCAAAAUUUCACUUAGCCAUUUUUCUCCAUCAUGUAUUUUGUAUUGCCUUUUCAAACAGAGCACAGCACAUAUUUCAUUCUGAUUAAGGGUUGCCAUUUUGUGGGUAGAUUGAAGCAUAAAUGUCUUUUUUAUUUUUUCCACUUCAGUAAACUUCUGAGGCUGGACUUUUAAAAAAAGAUAUUUUUUCCUAUAAAUUUCUAUAACAGCAGUACUUAUCGUCAAAUAUUUCACUUUAUACUUUCAGAACGACAGUAUUAGCCCUGAUAAAUUUAGUUUUGAAGAAUUUUGGGCUUUUUACAACAGGCUAUGUGACAGAAAGGAUAUAGACACAAUAUUUGCUGAAAUGUAAGUUCAAAUAGGCCAGUUUCAAAUUAUUAAAAUUCAUACUUGGCUCCAAGGGUGAAGGGUAUAAAACAAAAUUUGCAUCGAGAUUCAGGAAUGAAUAAUUAAUUUCUUUUGUUUUAUUCCCCAUAGCCUCGGAGUCAAGUACAACUUUUAAUUAUUUAAAACUACCAGCCUAUUCUUGUUGUAUUUAGUAUCAUCAAUGGGAAAAGGGUUUACUGUUUGCAACUUUCUGAGCAUUAAUUUUUAGCCCUCUAAAACAUAGCACACUUUGGAAAAGAGUGAUAGCGGCACAACAUUGCAUGGAGGGGGUGGGGAGUGAAAGUUUCAUUUUCCCUUUUUGAUGUUGGCAAACAUCUGAAGCCCUCUAGGGCAAGGUGUCUCAGGUACAUGAAAUUUUGUUGCUGAUUUUUGGUUGAGCACUGUUUUAAUGUGAUGAUAGAUUUUUCUCACAACAGCUGUGCCCUCUUGGUUUGAUGAAUUGCAAUGUCAGCUAGAAUCUAAAUUUGGGAUUGUGGAGUACUGCUACUUGAAUGAGCUGAAAAACAAUUAUUAACCUGCAGGAAUGAACUACCAGUACAAUGUACAAAUGUAUGAGCAACAUGACAUGUAUUGGUACUAAUUUUGUACUGACUGUUUUCUCAGUGGUGCAAAGAAAAAACCGUACUUGACAGUGGAUCAACUUGUGGAGUUUCUAAACAAUGAACAACGAGAUCCACGCCUCAAUGAAAUCCUCUUUCCAUACUGCACUAGUGAAAAAGCUCAAGCCAUUAUUGAGAAAUAUGAGCCAAACAAAGACUUUGCAAAGAAAGGUAAGAACUUUUGUCAGCUCCAUAAAAUGAAUUGCAUGUCACCAGUAGGUGUAAUAUGAUUUUCGUGGUGAGUGUAGUAUUCUGAAUAAGACUAUUGUUGACAGUGACCUACAAUCAGUGACCAUUGACAAAAGUCCUAUUCAGGACUACACUCACCUAACCUCACCUUGACCAUGUUUUAACAGAAUCAGGGCUCAAAGAAAGCCCUGUUUCUUAGUCUAUACUAGUAGAUUUUGUUGCUGGGCAAGUAAGCUUUAGCCCAAUGGGCAAGGGUACAGGCAAAUCAUUCACUAACAAAAUCACUAACUAAGGCAGGCAAGAACAAGAAGUGGCCCUGGGCCAGCAAAAUACAGGAGCUGCUUGCCUAAGGGAUAAGCUGGAAUUUAGUUUUUUCAAGCCCUGAUGUUUCUAUAAAAGUGUCCUGUUAUAAUGUACAUGGUAGUUGGACAUUGAUCAUCCACUAAUAGAAAGAGUAAAAUUGUAUUUCAUUUUCAGGUCACUUUUCAGUGCAAGGCCUUACAAGAUAUCUUAUGAGUGAUGAAAACUUUAUAAUCAACCACGAUCGCCUCUCUCUUCAUCAAGAUAUGACGCAUCCUUUGUCACAUUAUUUUAUCAAUUCNGGCCCUGGGCUAGCAAAAUACAGGAGCUGCUUGCCUAAGGGAUAAGCUGGAAUUUAGUUUUUUCAAGCCCUGAUGGUUCUAUAAAAGUGUCCUGUUAUAAUGUACAUGUUAGUUGGACAUUGAUCAUCCACUAGUAGAAAGAGUAAAAUUGUGUUUCAUUUUCAGGUCACUUUUCAGUGCAAGGCCUUACAAGAUAUCUUAUGAGUGAUGAAAACUUUAUAAUCAACCACGAUCGCCUCUCUCUUCAUCAAGAUAUGACGCAUCCUUUGUCACAUUAUUUUAUCAAUUCGUCACACAACACAUAUCUAACAGGUAAUGUGUACACAUUCUUGUUUUAAGGUCCCUGUUUAUUGUUCAGAGAAGUAAAACACCAACUUAUACACUCACAAAAAAAGAUAUCUUUUCUGGAGUAACACACUACUAUUUUUUCUGACUGCUGUAUUCAAAUUUUUGUUAGGUCAUCAGCUAACGGGAAAAUCAUCAGUAGAAAUGUACAGGCAGGCCUUAUUGGCUGGUUGCCGCUGUUUAGAAUUAGAUUGUUGGGAUGGAAGAACAGAAGAACAAGAACCAAUUAUUACACAUGGAAAAACAUUUUGCACUGAAAUUUCAUUCAAGGUAAGAAUUGGGUUCAAAAGGCUGAACAGUACACCAACAGACUUGAUUCUCAGAGGGGGGUUCCUCAGGAAAUCAAUAUUGUGGGUGGGUGGGUAGGACCAUACAAGACCCUGUUCAGUUCGAAUUUGUAGCACAAUACCAUAAAAUAUCCCUACCCUGUCCCUUAUUUUCUUACAAACUAGAAUCUCUACAGUGUACAUAUCAUGGUGUCAUUAAUGUACGUAAAUCUGUAUCCAGCGUGCAAAGAAAGUCAUGUCCGAUAGCCUGGGGCUAGUAGAUUUUGCUAUCGGGCUAGUGAUUUUUGUUUUAAUAACUUGCCCGAUGGGCAAGUACUGUUUUUUGGGGAAAUUCAAAUUACAGAAAGAUUGUAAUCAAUCCUGCUAAUCAAAAAGGGUUUUGGGGCUAGUUGAAAUGACUUUUGGGCUAGUACAUGCUAGCUACGGCUUGCCCGAAUGGCAGGCUGUAAAACUGACUUUUUUUGCACCCUGACAGGGACACAACAAUGUACUUAUUCCUCCUCCCACUUUCUGCCAGAACUUACAGCUCUUGAUUGUAGAAUCUAGUUUUUAGAUUGGAAAAAGCCAGAACAAAUAUCACUUUGUUAGCUUCCAGUACUACCUUGUGAAUCUCUGAGGUUUCUUUUUUGAUAAUUGUUAAUAAGUGAUAAUUUGCUGUGUUUUGUUUUAGGAUGUUAUUGAAGCUAUUGCAGAGUAUGCAUUCAAGACAUCUGAUUAUCCAGUUGUUCUUUCUUUUGAAAAUCACUGCAGGUAAAGUAACAAGGUGUCUGUUUUUAAAGAGUUGAGUAUAACAGUCAAAGCUGUUGCUGUUGUCGUCGCUUCGCUGUUCUAGAAGAUUCAUUUGAUACUCAGUGUCUCAGUAUUUUCUAACAAUUCAAGUUUAUUCACCAUUCAUGUGUUGAAAUCGGGCUCACAUCUUUUCACUUCUACAUUACGAGCAUUAACAGCAUGAUUCGUUGAAAAAGGAAAAAGGCCAAGUAUCCUGAUGAGAAAUUCACUAAAGGAUGAAAAAACUGUUUAAAAAAACUACUUACACUAGCACGAAUUGUCUGCGGGUCUUCGGUUUCUAUAUCUCAAUUCUUCUCUUCAUGUCAACUGCUAGCUCAAAACUGAAUUUUAAACAUUGCACUUGAAUGCAAAAGUACCCUUCAGGGAAUUUAGGGGACGUGUUGCUAUCGGCAACAGAGUUAAUUUAUAACAGUUGCAAAAAAUCUCCCAAAGUACUAAAAUUUGUUGAUCUCUUGCUGAAAUUUUCCACUGGAAUAACCUGGAAUAAAGUUUCAACUGUGUUUUCCAUAAACGUUUUGAGAAUGUAAACAACCCCUUUCUGUCUGGUUUUGUUCUGAUCUAUAUAAUUAGGUGAUCCAAUAAAGGUUGCUUUGGCUAUUUGGAAUUGCCCAGUGAGAGGCUCACUCAAGCACAUCAUUGCAGCAAGUUCCAUACAUAUAUGCCCUAUGUAUGCCCAAAUGCACAACGCCCAAUUGCCCAUGACCAAUUACCAAUGCAACCUUUAUGGAAUUAGGUAUAUAUUUGGUUCAAUUUUGUUCAAUUCAAUUCAAUUUCAGAUUAUCACGCUUUCCCAUAACAAAAGGCAAUGGAAAAUAAAAUUAAACCAGGGAUAAAAUUUAUCAUAGUGUACAUAACAGGUUUCAUUAAGUGCUUUUAAUUGGAAGUUGAGUGUAGUAUAUUGGAUAGGUGAUGGCUUAUGAGACCUGUUUAUUUAGCUUUGACUGUUUCCUUCUAUCAUCCUUCUAUUUUCUUCUGUUUUUCAGUCCUAAGCAGCAGGCUAAGAUGGCAGCUUACUGUGUCAAUAUUUUUGGUGACAUGCUCCUUGAUAAACCUUUGGAUGAUUAUCCUGUAAGCCGUGUUUUGUCUUUCCAUGAUUUAUUUUGGGCUGUUUAGUAUUUUAAAUCAUUGCAUAGCUGUCUUUCAAAUUCAUUGCAAGUGCAGGCCUGGAAACACCAGUCUCCCCCAUCACAGUGUAGAUGUAAAUCUAAACGCCUUCACGUAUAAAUGAUAUAUAUACAUACUAUUAACAUAACUUAAGAAUAAAGUAAUUUUACAUUGAAAAAACAGUAAAGAGAAAGUGGACCAGAGGCCAAUGAUCAGUGCUACCUAUUAAAAUACAUAAAUAAAAAAAUAGCACACUUUUCCUCUGCUACUUAAUUCAUAGUAUAUAUGAUUAUUAAUAUAUAGCUGUGUCACAAGUAGGCAAGGUGAAACAAAUACUGCAUUCUGAUUGGCUACCCAAGCAAGAAAGAUGGGUCCAUCUUGCCCGCUGUGGAUUUCCGGCAUUUGUCCCACAAGAAAAAGUUCUCUUUUCAGCCAUAUAAUAAAUCCUUUAUUGACCAAGCUUGUGCAGUUAAGAUGGCUGAAAGUUGGCCUUGUUUUUUUUUCUUGCAUUUUUAUUGACUUGAAAACACAAAAAAGUUCUUGACCCAUAUUCAUCCAUCUUGACUGAACAAGCUUGGUCAAUAAUGCAUAUAUAUAAAAAAUAGUUAGCCCCAGGCCUGUCAUUGAGAGCCAGGGACCAGGGAUUUCCCCCAGCUACCAUCAAUGUGGCCCCUUGCUACUUUCAUAGGAAAAUAGGAGAAAAAUAGAACCAAAAGAAAUCCCUAGCUGUUUGAUUCCCUGCCUACUUGUUAUAUUUACCUGGCAACUUGAAAUCUUAGUGACAGCCCUGUGUGAUACAGAGGCACGUGGUGUUAAAUGGAAUUUGUGCUUUUUUUGGAAAGCUCGAAAAAGGAACAUCUCUUCCACAUCCAAAGGCCUUGUUAAGAAGGAUAGUGAUAAAGAACAAGAAGAAAGCAAAAAAACUCGAGGAAGGUACCAAGCACCAUGUUUAUUAAAUUAACUUGAAAGAUGUUCAUGAUCAUCAUGAAUAUUAAAUGUUUUUAUUUUAAAUCAUUCUGGGAAAGUAUAUAGUUUUUUUUGCACUUUAUAAUGUCACCGCCGAAAAGUGAAAGAUGAGCGUAAUGGAAUUAUCACCAGUUGUAAAAGGUAUUGGUUAAUUAAACCAAUAUUUAUUCUCCUCAUCAGUAGCCAGUUCACAGUCUCAUUACUUUCUCUUUGCAUGAUUGUAUGGAAUUAUAAACUGCUUCGAAUUGACUGCAAGCACAAGAUUGUGGGCUUGGCACUCGUUCUUGCACUCUUGCUCUUGUUCUUGCUCUUGCAUGCUGUCAAAUUGUCAAAUAAAAAAGAAAUAGUUCUGUGAACAGGCUACCACAUCAGUACGUAAGGAAAUGUUUGUAGUACAGUGUGGAGAAUACAUUACAAAGCUGAAGUGUGUUAUUUUGCACUUUCUAGGUGUUGAUUCAGAAAAACCUACAACUGACUCAAGUACCACAGUGACAAGUUCUGACAUUUUUCAGGUCACUUUUCAGUGCAAGGCCUUACAAGAUAUCUUAUGAGUGAUGAAAACUUUAUAAUCAACCACGAUCGCCUCUCUCUUCAUCAAGAUAUGACGCAUCCUUUGUCACAUUAUUUUAUCAAUUCAUCGCACAACACAUAUCUAACAGGUAAUGUGUACACAUUCUUGCUUUAACGUCCCUGUUUAUUGUUCAGGGAAGUAGAACACCAACUUAUACACUCACAAAAAAAAGAUAUCUUUUCUGGAGUAACACAGUACUAUUUUUUCUGACUGCUGUAUUCAAAUUUUUGUUAGGUCAUCAGCUAACGGGAAAAUCAUCAGUAGAAAUGUACAGGCAGGCAUUAUUGGCUGGUUGCCGCUGUUUAGAAUUAGAUUGUUGGGAUGGAAGAACAGAAGAACAGGAACCAAUUAUUACACAUGGAAAGACAUUUUGCACCGAAAUUUCAUUCAAGGUAAGAUUUGGGUUCAAAAGGCUGAGCAGUAUAACAACAGACUUGAUUCUCAGGGGGUGGUACCUCAAGCAAUAAUUAAGAUUGUGGGUGGGGGUGGGUAGGUGGGUGGCUGCUAGUGCCAACCACAAACACUCGGCCCAUACAAGACCCUGUUCAGUUGCAAUUUGUAGCACAAUACCAGCAGCAUAUAAAAUAUCCCUACCCUAUCCCUUACUUUCCUACAAAGUAGAAUCUCUACAUAUCAUUGUGUCAUUAAUGUGCGUAAAUCUCUAUCAAUCCCAAACUUUAAGAAGAAGGGUUUUGGGGCUAGUUGAAAUGACUUGUGGGCUAGUACAUGUUAGCUACAGCUUGCCUGAAUGGCAGGCUGUAAAACUGACUUUCUUUGCACCCUGACAGGGAUACACAACAAUGUACUUAUUCCUCCUUCCACUUUCUGCUAGGACUUACAGCUCUUGAUUUUAGAAUCUAGUUUUUAGAUUGGAAAAAGCUAGAACCAGUAUCACUUACCGGUAGUUACCUUCCAGUACUACCUUGUUAAUCUCUAAGGUUUCUUUUUUGAUUGCUAAUAAGUGAUAAUUUGCUGUGUUUUGUUGUACAGGAUGUUAUUGAAGCUAUUGCAGAGUAUGCAUUCAAGACAUCUGAUUAUCCAGUUGUUCUUUCUUUUGAAAAUCAUUGCAGGUAAGGUCUGUUUGUAAAGAGUUGAGUAUAACAGUCAAAGCUGUUGCUGUUGUCGUCGUUUCGCUGUUCUUGAAGAUUCAUUUGAUACUCAGUGUCUCAGUAUUUUCUAACAAUUUGAAAGUUUAUUCACCAUUCAUGUGUUGAAAUCGGGCUCGCCUCUUUUCACUUCUACAUAACCUGUUGCUGUUGUCGUCAUUUCGCUGUUCUUGAAGAUUCAUUUAAUACUCAGUUUCUCAAUAUUUUCUGACAAGUCAAGUUUGUUCACCAUUCAUGCAUCAAAAUCGGGCCCACCUCUUUUCACUUCUACAUUACGAGCAUUAACAGCAUGAUUCGUUGAAAAAGGAAAAAGGCCAAAUAUCCUGAUGAGAUUUUCACUAAAGGAUGAAAAAAAUGUUAAAAAAAACUACUGACACUAACGCGAAUUGUCUGCGGGUCUUUGGUUUUUAUAUCUCAAUUCUUCUCUUCAUGUCAUCUGCUAUCUCAAAACUGAAUUUUAAACAUCGCGCUCAAAUGCAAAAGUACCCUUCAGGGAAUUUAGGGGACGCGUUGCUAUUGUUAACAGAUUUAAUUUAUAACACUUGCAAAAAACCUCCCAAAGUACUAAAAUUUGUUGAUCUCUUGCUGAAAUUUUCCACAGGGAUAACCUUAAAAGUUUCAACUGUGUUUUCCAUAAACUUUUUGUGAAUGUAAACAACCCCCUUCUGUCUUGUUUUGUUCUAAUCUCUAUAAUUAGGUGAUCCAAUAAAGGUUGCUUUGGGUAUUUGUUUUUCCCAUGGGGUUGUUCACUCCAGCACAUCAUUACAGCAAGUUCAAUGCGUGUAUGCCCUACAUAUGCCCAAUUGCCCAUGACCAAUUAAGAAUGCAACCUUUAUGGAAUUAGGUAUAUAUUUUGGUUCAAUUUUGUCAUCAGAUUAUCAUGCUUUCCCAUAACAAAAGGCAAUGGAGAAUAAAAUUAAACCAGGGAUAAAAUUUACCACAGUGUACAUUUCUGUAACAGGUUUCUUUAAGUGCUUUUAAUUGGAAGUUGAGUGUGGUAUAUUGGGUAAGUGAUGGCUUAUGAGACCUGUUUAUUUAGCUUCAACUGUUUCCCUUCUAUAAUCCUUUUAUUUUCUUCUGUUUUUCAGUCCUAAGCAGCAGGCUAAGAUGGCAGCUUACUGUGUCAACAUUUUUGGUGACAUGCUCCUUGAUAAACCUUUGGAUGAUUACCCUGUAAGCCAUGUUUUGUCUUUCCAUGAUUUACUUUGGGCUGUUUAGUAUUUUAAAUCAUUGCAUAGCUGUCUGUCAAAUUCAUUGCAAGUGCAGGCCUGGAAACACCAGUCUCCCCCAUCACAGUGUAGAUGUAAAUCUAAACCCUUUCACAUAUAAAUUAUAGAUAUAUACAUACUAUUAACAUAACUUAAGAAUAAAGUAAUUUUACAUUGAAAAAACAGUAAAGUGAAAAUGGACCAGAGGCCACUGAUCAGUGCUACCUAUUAAAAUACUUAAAAAAAAACAUAAGCAAAAGCACACUUUUCCUAAUUGCUACUUAAUUCAUAGUAUAUAUUAUUACUAUUAUUAAUAUAUAGCUGUGUCACGAGUGGGCAAGAUGAAACAAGUACUGCAUUCUGAUUGGCUACCCGAGCAAGAAAGAUGGGUCCAUCUUGCCCGCUUGGGAUUUCUGGCAUUUUCUCUUUUUGGCCAUAUUAUAAAUCCUUUAUUGACCAAGCUUGUUCGGUGCUUUUUUUUUCUUGCAUUUUUAUUGACUUGAAAACACAAAAAAGUUCUUGACCCAUAUUCAUCCAUCUUGACUGAACAAUCUUGGUCAAUAAUGCUUAUAAUGAUAUAAAAACUAGUUAGCCUCAGGCCUGUCAUUGAGAGCCAGGGACCAGGGAUUUCCCCCAGCUACCAUGAAUAUGGCCCCGGCUUCUUUCAUAGGAAAAUAGAAGAAAAAUAGAACCAAAAUAAAUCCCUAGCUGUUUGAUUCCCCCCUACUUGUUAUAUUUACCUGGCAACUUGAAAUCUUAGUGACAGCCCUGUGUGAUACAGAGACACGUGGUUUUAAAUGGAAUUUGUGCUUUUUUUUUUGAAAGCUCGAAAAAGGAACAUCUCUUCCACAUCCAAAGGCCUUGCUAAGAAGGAUAGUGAUAAAGAACAAGAAGAAAGCAAAAAAACUUGAGGAAGGUACUGAAUGCCAUGUUCAUUAAAUUAACUUGGAAGAUGUUCAUGAUCAUCAUGAAUAUUAAAUGUCUUUAUUUUAAAUCAUUCUGGGAAGUAUAUAGUUUUUUUGCACUUUAUAAUGUCACCGCUAAAAAGUGAAAGAUGAGUGUAUUGGAAUUAUUACCAGUUGUAAAAGGUAUUGGUUGAUUAAACAAUAUUUAUUCUCCUCAUCAGUAGCCAGUUCACAGUCUCAUUACUUUCUCUUUGCAUGUAAUAUAUAAUGAAUUAUAAACUGCUUCGAAUUGACUGCCAGCACAAGAUUGUGGGCUUGGCACUCGUUCUUGCACUCUUGCUCUUGUUCUUGCUCUUGCAUGCUGUCAAAUUGUCAAAUAAAAAAGAAAUAGUUCUGUGAACAGGCUACCACAUCAGCACGUAAGGAAAUGUUUGUAGUACAGUGUGGAGAAUACAUUACAAAGCUGAAGUGUGUUAUUUUGCACUUUCUAGGUGUUGAUUCAGAAAAACCUACAACUGACUCAAGUACCACAGUGACAAGUUCUGACANACCAAAAGAAAUCCCUAGCUGUUUGAUUCCCUGCCUACUUGUUAUAUUUACCUGGCAACUUGAAAUCUUAGUGACAGCCCUGUGUGAUACAGAGGCACGUGGUGUUAAAUGGAAUUUGUGCUUUUUUUGGAAAGCUCGAAAAAGGAACAUCUCUUCCACAUCCAAAGGCCUUGUUAAGAAGGAUAGUGAUAAAGAACAAGAAGAAAGCAAAAAAACUCGAGGAAGGUACCAAGCACCAUGUUUAUUAAAUUAACUUGAAAGAUGUUCAUGAUCAUCAUGAAUAUUAAAUGUUUUUAUUUUAAAUCAUUCUGGGAAAGUAUAUAGUUUUUUUUGCACUUUAUAAUGUCACCGCCGAAAAGUGAAAGAUGAGCGUAAUGGAAUUAUCACCAGUUGUAAAAGGUAUUGGUUAAUUAAACCAAUAUUUAUUCUCCUCAUCAGUAGCCAGUUCACAGUCUCAUUACUUUCUCUUUGCAUGAUUGUAUGGAAUUAUAAACUGCUUCGAAUUGACUGCAAGCACAAGAUUGUGGGCUUGGCACUCGUUCUUGCACUCUUGCUCUUGUUCUUGCUCUUGCAUGCUGUCAAAUUGUCAAAUAAAAAAGAAAUAGUUCUGUGAACAGGCUACCACAUCAGUACGUAAGGAAAUGUUUGUAGUACAGUGUGGAGAAUACAUUACAAAGCUGAAGUGUGUUAUUUUGCACUUUCUAGGUGUUGAUUCAGAAAAACCUACAACUGACUCAAGUACCACAGUGACAAGUUCUGACAGCAAAGUGGACACACUCAAUGGAGAGGUAUCGACUGACAAUCCACAACAAAUUAUUGAUAACGAUAAGGUAAGUGAAUUGUAAGUCAAAUAACAGCCAUUGUUUUAUAGCUUGAAAUUUUUUCCCAACAGCGCUUGCUUUCAUCGGUUACGUUGAGGUCACAUGACAUCUAACAAUGAAACUUUUCGCCCAAAAAAUCUCUGAGCAGGCAACGUUGCAAAAUCUAUGAUGUCAGAGAGUAACAGUGCACUGUUACCUGCAAAUGUUGACUGCUCACAAGAUUUAUUUUCAUAAAUUUGUACACUAAAAAGCUUUUCCUGGUAAGCUAGACAACAAAUUAAUCACUUUCAGAUUCUCGGGAAGCAAAAUUAACUGUUUCUCCUGGGACCAGUCUUUAAGUGUUUAAUGUCAUCAUGGUUUAACUCAUGACCAAUGAUAUCAUAUUUUUAUUAAACCAUUGUGAUGCUCAGAAGUUGGAUUUGUAGAUUUGUAGGCUCCUGAAUGAGAAACAUGCAGAAUAGUGAUGUUUAAACAACCAUAAAAUAGUGACAAAAGACGGAUCAAAAUGCACCAAUGACAUUAUUAGAGUAUUCAUAGCCAAUAAGAUCAUGGCUUAACUGAUGGGUGACCUAUAACAUUGUGACUUUAUUGACCAAUCAGGUCAAUAUCCAGAGUUUCAUACCAUCAACUGAUGGUGUGAUACACUUCACUUUGACUACGAAGAUGACUACUGCACAGGUUUUUGAAAUGUCAGUCACAGGACCACACCAACCCGGGCAGUCAUAUCCUACCUACUUAUGAAUUUACUCCUGAGUUCAGACCUUUCACCAUUUUAUACUAAUGUUUAAAUCUUAUUCUGUUUGUUUUUUUGAUUUUAUUGCAAAACUUAGGAUGAAGAAGAGGUAGCACCAGAGAAUGAACUUUCUGCUCUUGUAAACUACAUCCAACCUGUUCAUUUUAAAAACUUUGAAGUUGCUGCUGGUCAGUAUACACAUAUUAUGUUGUUUAAAUGCCAUGUCAUUUGUUUGGAACAAGAACACUGUAUCUGUGGAAACAUGUGAAUAUGCAAAAGCAAUGGGCUAGUGUUGGCCAUCAAUGAUAUUAUUGUACCAUGUUUAUAAUAAAGCAGAUGGACAAUUUUAUAAAUUAUCUAAUGGUGGUUCUCCAUGGUUUCUAAGAGAACAGAUCCUUGCUUGAUAUCUGCGAGUAGAUGCCGUAUGGAUAGUAUCUUACUCAGUUACAAUUUGAUGCUUAAAAUAGCUUAAACAUUAUUUGUUUUAACAGAGACUCAUUAGAUGCCUUAUUUUGGGCUAUGCCAAUAAUUUAUAUUCAGGGGUUUGUACGGUUCUGAAAUAAACACAGUGAAGUGUGAAGUUUGGACUGUUGGCUUACCUCCAUUCCUUAUGAUUGUACCUGCCAUUCUAAAUUGUUGCAAGCAAAGUGAGCAACUGUAGUUCCUUUUUCUUGACAGUUGUUAACAGAAGCUUUGAGAUGUCAUCAUUUGUUGAAACAGCGGCUACAACCGUUCUAAAAGAUGAACCUGUAGAAUUUGUCAAGUAUCCUUUACUGCACAUUCUGUUUUCUCCUUUCAAACAUGAAACAGAACAGAAACAGGUCAAAAGAGAAAGAUACAUACAAAUUCCAGAGUAGAGAGUACUUACCAUUCUUUGCCAAUUUCUGAACCGCUAUUUUAAUUUCACAGCUCCAUUUUUGCCCCCCUUUUUUCACUCUCUCUUUAUUUCCAUUGAUUCUAUCUUUGGUUUAGUUGAGAUACCUUUUCUACCAAUUAUGUACUGUAACUUAAUUAACUCAUGUAAAAUAAAAUUUACUAUAUUUUCUUAAUGACGAAAAGUUAUAACAAGCGUCAGAUGAGUAGAAUUUACCCCAAGGGAACACGAGUUGGAUCUGAAAACUACAUGCCACAGGUGAGCCCAGUGUUAAGAUUGUACAGUUUUGCAAAGUCAGCAACCCAAAGAACGAUUUUAGAAAAGAAAAUCUAGCAGCAUUUUAUCUGCUAAAAAAUUUUAUUAAAUAAUAAUAAUAUUUGUGUAGCAUAAGAGUCGGUGCAUAUAGAUAUCCUACAUAAAAUAGCACUUGUUAGUUUGAGGAAGAAAGCUUUAUAACAAUUUUUUAUUGUGUUGUACAGGUUUUCUGGAAUGCUGGGUGCCAAUUAGUUGCUCUCAAUUAUCAAACUUUAGGUAAGGCAUUUACAUCCCUUUUUUGUUGUGAAUGUUAUAUCAUCAUCCUUAUCACUUGCAAUUUUUUUUUUUCUUUUAAAGACUUAGGAAUGAUGUUAAAUCAAGGAGUUUUUGAAUAUAAUGGACGCUGUGGGUAAGUAAGUGAGAUUGUCUUCUUAGAACUGAAAUAGGAUUAAGCCAAAUUUUUUUCACUUAAUUAAAAGCAAAGGUCACAUUGGUUCAUCUUUAGUUUUGUUGAAAGGGGAAGUAAUAAUUGCAGCUGUGUGUGCAAUUUAUGUCACUCUAAAAAGAUGCACAUGUUAAGAGAAAAUUUCUCACUCUUUUAUCAUUUGACCACUUCAGGUAUGUCCUCAAGCCCAGUUUUAUGUGCCGUGCUGAUAAAACAUUUGACCCUUUUGUUGAGUCAACAGUGGAUGGAAUUAUUGCUGGUGCAGUCACAGUAAAGGUAAUUGCACGAUGAACUGGAUGUAUUAGAUUUCUCAACGUGUAUUUGAGAGCUUACUAAUCACUCAGUGGUGAAUUUAAAUGUAAACAUGAAGCUUGCCCUAUGCAUUCAUGUUUCUGAAUUUUGAGUAUUCUUCUUGAAGAACUGGGUUAUGAUAUUAAUGUGCUUAGCUUGGACAACAGAGAAAUUCACUGUAGGUUCUGCUUUAAGAACAGUGUUGUGGGGAGAUUAAAGAUUCUGUAGGAUAACGAUAUCUUUGGUGAUUUUCAGUGGAGGAAUGCGUGGCCCAGCAGUUAAAGAUCGGGAGGGACCCUGGGUUCAAGCCUUGCCUGUCACAUUGUUUCCUUAGACUAGGAACUUUACUCCAGUUUGUAUCUUGUAUCUCCUCACCCAGGUGUAUAAAUGGGUACGGGCGAUAUACUGCUGAGUGGGGGGGGGGACCCUAGGAUGGACUAGCAUCCUGUCCUUAGCAUCCUUCAUGCUAAGGAAACUGGGAUAAGCUCUGGCCACUUUGGCCUUUGGCUUGUGUGCACCUUUACCUUACCUUUUACCUUUCAAUAGGUUAUCUCUGGCCAGUGGUUAUCAGAAAAGAAGGUCGGUACCUAUGUUGAAGUAGAUAUGUUUGGCUUGCCUGCUGACACUGUCAGAAGAAAGUACAAGACAAAAGUUAUACCAAAUAAUAGUAUCAAUCCAGUCUACGAGGAAGAGCCUUUUGUGUUCAAAAAGGUAAACAUGGCUUGAAUGUUUAGAGAGGAAUUGAGCCACUUGGUUAUCAUCUUCUUUUUUUAUGUCAUGACAUCACCCAUAUCAUGGGUGGAUCAAGAGAGUUGCAGGUGUUCGCUAAGCCUGCCCUGUUCUUUCCUCCCCAAUUUCCCCCUAUCAAAACCAUGCAUUAAUUCAGUUUGUUCAUGACACUUUUUUGAAUUUAAGCAUAGCUUGGUGGCAUCAAUGUUGCUUCUGUUCCUUUCAUAUACUGUUAUCAUAUGUUCUGAUGUAAGACGUAACUGUAUUUUGUAUAUUAUCAGGUGGUUCUUCCAAGUCUAGCAGUUCUAAGAAUAGCCGUUUAUGAAGAAAGUGGCAAAUUCAUUGGCCAGAGAGUUUUACCAGUUGAUGGCCUUAGUCCAGGUGGGUUGAAAAAGGAAGUUUUGUUUUUUGACUGAUGACUGUCUAAGUUAUUAGCCUCCAGGCUAUAAUGUCUCAAAAUUUAAAUGCUCAUUUUGAAGAUGGUUCCACUAGAAAUUCAUUGGAGUUAUGCAGCUGGCACUUAACUCAGUCUCUUUAGAAUGAGACAAUUAAUUUGAAAAAAGUAUUUUUAAUCUUUUUGGAAUAGAUGCUACUUCAUCACAACAGGUCACCCUAGAUAGAGUAUACCAUCUGUACCCAUUUAAUUUUAUAAUCCUAAAAUGGGUAGUGAUCAUUCUUAAGACACAGUGUCUUACAUCCUAUCCACACCAUCCUACUUGCCGGGUAUAAUGCUUGGCAAAAGUUCAUAAUGCUGUAUGCAAUCUAUGAAAAUCAUUGACAGGAAAUAUUACAUACUUGGAUCAAAGGCAGUUUUGAUUAUGAUCUUUUGUUGGCAGGUUAUCGACACAUCAAGCUCAGAAAUGAGUCAAACCAGCCCCUUUGUUUGCCAACAUUGUUUGUACACAUAGUUACCAAAGACUAUGUUCCAUCAGGCUUUGAAGGUAGGUUGUGUAUCCUUGUGGAAAUGUUGUGUCUAAUUUACCACUUCAGGUGUGUUCAAUUGACUGUAUAUUGGAGUAGAAAUGGAUGGAAUAAACUCUAGAAAUAACUUGUUUCAGUGUCCAUUGCUUUGAGAUAACUAAAAAUCCACCUAAAAAUAAAAUUAGAAGUUGCAUGUAGCAUUCCAGUGGUCCAAAAAAAGAUUUGCUACAAAAUGUUUGCGUAUUCUUAUUUCAAAAAAUGAUCAAUGCAUUAUGCACCCUCAAAGUGAAUGCUAUCACCAUGUCAACUUUGGGCAAAUUUAGGAGUCUAGCGUGCAGUUCACUGUUCUUUUUGCCCACAGAUUUUGCUGCUGCUCUUUGUGAUCCUAUUGCUUAUCAUCAAGAAGCUGACAAAAGACAAGAGCAGUUAAAGUCAUUAUUAGAUGAGGAAGACCUUGAAGAUGUAAGUAUUUAAGCAUAUAUUUCAGGAAAAUGGUACAAACGAAAUGAUAUGACAAUGAAAAUUAGUUCAAGAUUUUAGUAACAAAGAGUAACACUCUUUGCACAGUUUUACUUUGCGUUAUUUUCCUCACUUAUAUGUGUUGUCCGCCACUGUGCUCACAUGGUGGGUGGCUCCUCCUAAAAUGUUCUGCAAUUGGUAUAGGAUUUAAUGGAGCCGAAACCAAUAAAUUGUGGAAUUGCACGCAUUUUAGGCAUCCUACUGAUGAACAGUUGGGACACGUAGAUAUAUUUUUUAGUAACUACGAUAAUUUGCAGUCUGUCUACUUUGAAUUGAUUUGAAUAUACAUGUAGCUGGCACAUUGUAAUGAUGAUUAUCUACUUAACAAUGCUGCUGCUGCUGCUGGUGAUGAUGAUGAUGGCGAUGGUAAUAAUAUUGACCCCUUGUAGUCUCUGCAGCGAAUAGUCAAUAAUCCUUUUGAUGUAGACGGCUUGAUCCCAAGGCUAUUGUCAAACCGAUUGUCAGUCACUAUUACUAUUACUACUACCACUAUUUACUUUAAGUCAUCGCAAUCAAUCUUUGGAGUUAUACAGAAGACAAAAGAAAUCUUGUUUUUAACUGCAAAGACCUAUUGACUCCACCUACCCCUCCCCACUUGGGGCAAAAUUUUGACUCAGGGGAGGGGUAGGUGCUUAGUUACCCAGAAACCUCAAUUGAUCCUUUUCUUUGUAUUAUUCUCUGUCAUUUCUUCAGGAUUCCUCUCAGACUGAAAAGGUCCAGGAUGAUGGAUCAAAGCCAGUGAGCGCAGUAAAACAAGGAAGUAACUUACCAAUAAAAGAACAGAAGAGGAAGUCAAUUAAAAGAAAUGACACAAACAGUGAGUUCAAUAAGUAAACAAUUUCCACUUGCUUAUAUAACUCAACAAUGGAUGCAUUUUUUAUUUAUUUAUUUAUUAAAUCUUUUUUAACUUCACAGCAUCACUUGCUGCUGAAAUACCCAAUCUCAGUCAGAGGCGUGGCUCAGAUUUUAUGUUCAGAGAAAGCUUGAGACGAGACAGUUCCCGGGACAGCAUCACAGGAAUGAAAACACCCAUGUCUCAUCCUUUUACGGCACGCUCUCUGUCACUCCAGGCUCCCCCAGUAAUGGAAAAAAACCCUCUAGCAAGAAGAGCCAGAAGCACCAAAAGGCGAGAAGGCAAGACGCACUCUCUUAUUUGUUUUAGCAGUGAAGGUAAGUGCCUGGAGGAUCUCAUGUGGGAAAGACUUCUUAUCCUGCCAUGUUUCUUUUCUAUUUUCAAUAUUUUUGUAAUUGCUUUUUUAAAAAAUUGCUCUUUGAACCACCGAAAGCAUUAAGUGCAAGAAAAUAAUGUCUUUAUGUAGCUGAUUUCUUGAGCCAGAUUCUAAACAUACUAAGAAAUACCUUUUAACAUAUCUCACGAUAGCAAACGAAUUUGUGAGAUGUCAAACUUCAGCCACUUACAAUAUCCUAGGAAAAAUAGUGGGAAAAAAGUUAAAUAUAUGUUUUAAAAGGAAAAUAUAAAAAGGAUAAUAAUUUUUGGGAAAUAUGUUGUAUUGACAUUAAAUCUGAAAUAAAGACUUGGUUAAAAGUUAUCAAAAUUAUUACUGUACUUGAGGAUUAAAUGCAGAAUUCAGUAUGUAUUUAAACAAACUUGUUUACAAUAAAAUGAAGUAAAAAAAUUAAUUAAGCAAGGAGCAUCUUUUAACUCCCUAAGAUAUACUUUGGAAGGCCUAAACCAUUAAUUUAAUGAUAUGAAUUGGAUUGCAAGCUGAAAUUUGGAGUGCUGUGAUUUUUUCUAAUCAGAAUUCCCGCUUGUAAAAUAAAAUUGCUAAAGUUAACGUCUUAAGCCCACAUGGGAGCCAUCAGGUGAGUACAUAAUCUAAAUUCUCAUCAUUAAUAUUAGCUUUUUGCCUUUUAGUUUUAAACUGUAGAAAAGUUUAAUCAUAUUCCAUCUUUAAGUAAUGUGUAAUUUGUGAACUUUCGCUUUAAUUUUGUGAAUGAACUUGUGGCUUUAUUUUUUAGGGAGAAAACUGAUGUCACAGAAUAAUAAUAUAUUUUAAUGUAAUAUAAAUGUAAUCUAACACCAAUAUUAACAGCUGUAAGGUAGUUUUAAUAAUUUAACAUUAAUAAACCUUUAUCAAAAUAACUCACCUAAAGGAAGGUCAUUUUUAGUCCUUAAUAAUUAACCUAUUGCUAGCAGGACAAAUAAGUUUAACAUCAUGUAUCUUAAAAGCAAAGAAUGCGGACUCGUUAGAAGGCUAAUGACCUAGAAAGAAAAUCCAAAAUCAGAGUGUUACAUACAUUCAUUAAGCUUUAAGAGGUUGGAGUCAAAAAGAAUCAGAAGGUUUCCAUUUUCUUAUGACUCCAUUUUAGUCUCUCUCAAUUUUAUAACGAUCUAGUGAAAACAAGAUUGUUGGUGUCGUAAGCUGAAGCCAAAGAAUUCCAGUUAACCAAUCACAGUAUUCAUGUCUGUUGAUUGUAAUUUCUUUGAACUCCCACUUGCGACUCUGACAAUCAUGUUAGCAGGUAAAAUACCUAACUCUGCCCAUUCUGCCCUUCAGAUUACUUCUUUGACUCUGUCAUUGCGAACGCAGCCUUAAUUUGCGUGAUAACAAACUUAAUACCAUGAGAACAAAUAAGUUCUAAUAUCACUCACUUCUUAACGACACUUUCUGCUAAACGUAACCUCAUAAAAUUUCUAACAUUUCAGUUAAAAGGCUAAAAUGAUAAGUGCCUACAUCCUUUUUCCAGUUAAUUUAACUAUUGCAUGGAAAGAUUUUAAAAUUAAAGCCAUUUCCUUUCUUUAGGAGGUAGUAUUAAAGAAGAACAUAUGGCAUUCCAGCAUUUUUGUAGGUUUGCUUUCCAUGUUCAUUAAAUUAACAACUUAUAAACACAAGCCGCUUUUGUUUCCUAGUCUGUCUGUAAUUUGCUUUAUAUUUCGUUAAAAAUGUAAAUUUAUAUUAUAACUGGUGCUUUAAAUCAUGUAAUACUUCACCAGGUAUAUUCACUAUUUCCGUUUUUGAGGAACAGUUAUAAACACGCUAAGUAAGAAUACAACUUGAGUUUUUUUCUGCGUGCAUUGGUAUAUUAAUUACUUUGUUUGUACUGGUAAUGGGUAAUGAAGCACGUGUGUCAGAAUAUUAAACAAGUAAUGAUGAAAUAAUUCUUCGAAUUCCAGGAAAGGGUCCUUCAUAAGCUAUGAUAUGCACACUUUCAUCUCAGUAAACUCAUGACUCACUGUCUGGGCUGAAUUUUCCUAUGUCACAGAAUUCAUCCUGAUAACUGCAUCAGCCUUUUAAGAAACUUGCUAUUAAAUAGAUUUAUCAUGUAUUACCGCACUUAUUAUCUAACCUUCUUGCAAUCUCUUUCCCAGGGCUUUUCUCUUGUUCCCCUCCCUUUGUCUGAGGGAAAAGCCCUGGGUACGAGGUUGAUGUAUUUGCAUGCAUGCUUGUAGGGAAUCAAGUGAUGUAACUCUCUCUCUCUCUUUGCCCUCCCCCCACCCCCUCUUUCAAUAAAUUGCCGCAGGUGUACCUAAAGCCAGAGCCAGAGCCAGAGCACUGAAUCCAAGACAUGAGUCAGCCAGUAACCCCCUGCGGGACUCAAGACAAAAAUUGGCACCAAUCCCCAACAUGAGAGCCUGCUUGUAUGCCAUUAAAAGCCCAGCACUCAAUCAUAAUCAUGUGCGAAUGCUAUAGAUCUUAAUCCUGAAUUACCCUCCCCCCCCCCCCAGGGUCUAAGGGUCAUCCCCUUACCCUCCCCCAAUGAAGAGUUUGUUCUGGAACGUUUUAAAUGGACCUAACAUAAGUGAUUUCCCGUUUCAUUAUUUUUUCAGAUACAAAAGUAGAACCAGCUUCCGUUAGUGAACUUAAAGAACAGAAGGUUGGCUUUUGUUAUAUUGUUGCCAAGGUUUUAUUAAACAUCAUUGUCAUUUGCUGCUAACUUUAAAUAACUUGUAAGAGUGGGGCACUAAGGUUUUAAAAAAUCGUCCUAAAGCAACACGACAGGAGAAAAGAAAAAUAGAAACGUCCCAAAUCCUCGGUGUUUCCUAAACCAUUACGUCACUGAUUGCAGGUGAAGUGUUAUUAGUAAAUGUACUUCUCUUUAUCCAAUUCCAUUAGGCCUUUUUGAAGCUGAAUCAAAAGCAUCAAAAAGAAAUGGAUGUGAUUGUUAAAAGACAUGAAAAGGUAAGAAUUCAGUGCUUUUUUCAGUAGUGAAAUUAUCUCACUGCUCUCAAAAUUACAGCAAAGUAGCGCUGAACAUAUUACUUAGUGUGAACACAGUUCUAUGUGAGUAAGAAAAAUAAACAUCAAGUAUUUAAAAAGUUUUAAUCUUUCAUUAUGCCCUAAUGCAUACAUUUGGUAACUAUCAGGAGAAAGACAAACUGCAAAAGAGCCACUUACUAGAGCAAGAUAAGUUGCUCAAAGACUUGGAUAAGGAAAAACUUUCAACAAAGAAGAAGAAUGACAAGGAGCUCAAAAAGGCAGAGAAAAAAGGGUAAGUAUCACUGAUGGAAAAUAAUAGUGAUGGUAAUUAUAGUGUAGAUAAGGUGAUGAUGAUGAUGAUGAUGAUGAUGAUGAUGAUAUCACCACAGUAUGUAAGUGACUGUCAAAUCUUGGCAGUUACGGGAUGUUUAACCUUACUUAGGAUUAUAGUGUGAGUAUUCUGAGUGUUAUAACCUUUCACAGACAUUCGUCCCUCAAAGAAGACGACCGUUCGGUUCGUCAUAUGACUUUUAAACACUGACAAUGGAAGAAUUACCUUGCUUGUUGUGUUUUCCAUCUGCAGGAACUAUGAAGAAAGUUACCGUAAAGGUGUGGGGGAUAUGAACGACUUAGUCCGAGGCCAUGAAACCAAGGUAGGGUAACCAGAGGAAUAGAGCUAGGUUAAUUACAAAGACCUGACAAAAAAAACUUGAGCAGUGGCACAAGACUGCAGAAAGGUGUCAAAAAAGGAACAAUCAGGUUGUAAAUCAUGUGACUUAUCCUUAACACUUGAAUUCAUUCGGUGUUAUUUGGUAUGAUUUAUGUUCUUCCCUUUAGUCAUAUUAUUUCUCAAGCAUGCAGCGUAUUGUAGAGACAUUUUGUGUCUGUAAUGCUUUUGUCCAACAAAGAGUAUUGGAGUUUGAUAAAGGAAUCUAACGGCUUUAUUUAUGUAAUUAGUUGCUACGGUGUAAUACAUGAUAUCUCGUGUUGUUAUUGUACGCAGUGUUGUAUUUUUUCUUCAUGAAUUAGUCAUUUUGUUGUCCGGUUGUUUUUGGUAAUCUCCCUCAGUUGCUUCAAUAAAAUCCAACAAUGUAUCAGACAUUUUUUUUAAUUUACAGGCUACAUGCAUAAUGCCUUGCAUGUUUGUAGUACGAAGUAUUAUUUUCCAUCUCUUGACGUUUUUUGCAAUUUCGUGAUUUUAUUUUUCAGUCAGUGUCUAUAAUUUAUUGCAUUUUUAUCAAAGCAGUUCUCACUUUUUCUAUCGAUACCGUAUUUUCGUUUUUUAUCGUGGUAUGGUGUUAACGACGUGUUGUACAGUAUUCUAUAACUGUGUCAAAGGUAAAUCACCAGGAUAACAGACAGUCAGUUGAGUUGAGCAGCACCCAUAACUCGUUGUAUUGCACCAAUGAAGUACAAUAUGUACACUCCAUUGCUUAAUCAUAUUAUGGAAAGAUUUUAAAAUUAAAGCCAUUUCCUUUCUUUAGGAGGUAGUAUUAAAGAAGAACAUAUGGCAUUCCAGCAUUUUUGUAGGUUUGCUUUCCAUGUUCAUUAAAUUAACAACUUAUAAACACAAGCCGCUUUUGUUUCCUAGUCUGUCUGUAAUUUGCUUUAUAUUUCGUUAAAAAUGUAAAUUUAUAUUAUAACUGGUGCUUUAAAUCAUGUAAUACUUCACCAGGUAUAUUCACUAUUUCCGUUUUUGAGGAACAGUUAUAAACACGCUAAGUAAGAAUACAACUUGAGUUUUUUUCUGCGUGCAUUGGUAUAUUAAUUACUUUGUUUGUACUGGUAAUGGGUAAUGAAGCACGUGUGUCAGAAUAUUAAACAAGUAAUGAUGAAAUAAUUCUUCGAAUUCCAGGAAAGGGUCCUUCAUAAGCUAUGAUAUGCACACUUUCAUCUCAGUAAACUCAUGACUCACUGUCUGGGCUGAAUUUUCCUAUGUCACAGAAUUCAUCCUGAUAACUGCAUCAGCCUUUUAAGAAACUUGCUAUUAAAUAGAUUUAUCAUGUAUUACCGCACUUAUUAUCUAACCUUCUUGCAAUCUCUUUCCCAGGGCUUUUCUCUUGUUCCCCUCCCUUUGUCUGAGGGAAAAGCCCUGGGUACGAGGUUGAUGUAUUUGCAUGCAUGCUUGUAGGGAAUCAAGUGAUGUAACUCUCUCUCUCUCUUUGCCCUCCCCCCACCCCCUCUUUCAAUAAAUUGCCGCAGGUGUACCUAAAGCCAGAGCCAGAGCCAGAGCACUGAAUCCAAGACAUGAGUCAGCCAGUAACCCCCUGCGGGACUCAAGACAAAAAUUGGCACCAAUCCCCAACAUGAGAGCCUGCUUGUAUGCCAUUAAAAGCCCAGCACUCAAUCAUAAUCAUGUGCGAAUGCUAUAGAUCUUAAUCCUGAAUUACCCUCCCCCCCCCCCCAGGGGUCCAGUGUGACCCCCUUACCCCCCCCCAAUCAAUAGCUUCUUUCGGUACGUUUUCAAUGGACCGAAAAAAAGGUUUUUCCCCUUUCUUUAUUUUUUUCACUAAAAAAGGAGAUACUAGCGUCUUACAGUUAUUGUAGAUUGAUCUAUAUGUUAUCCAUUCUAUGUGUUAGACUUACGAUAAAAGUAAAGGUGGGGAUACCAGAGAGCUUCAAAGUAGGAUGGUACCCCCCCCAAAAAAACUGGGUCGAGUCACCUUAAGAAAACAAGUUUAGUAUUUUCCUGCGUGCAUUGGCAUAUUAAAUACUUUGUUUGUACUGGUAAUGGGUAAUGAAGCACGUGUGUCAGAAUAUUAGAUAAGUAAUGAUGAAAUAAUUUUUCGAAUUCCAGGAAAGGAUCUUUCAUACAGCUAUGAUAUGCACAUUUUCAUCUCAGUAAACUCAUGACUCUCUGUCUGGGCUGAAUUUUCUUAUGUCAACAGAAUUGUCCUGAUAACUGCAUCAGCCUUUUAAAAAACUUGCUAUUAAAUACAUUUAUCAUGUAUUACCGCACUUAUUAUCUAACCUUCUUGCAAUCUCUUUCCCAGGGCUUUUCUCUUCUUCCCCUCCCUUUGUCUGAGGGAAAAGCCUUGGGUACGAGGUUGAUGUAUUUGCAUGCUUACUUGUAGAGAAGCGAGUGAUGUAACUCUCUCUCUCUUUGCUCUCCCCCCACCCCCUCUUUCAAUAAAUUGCCCGCAGGUGUAGCCAGAGCCAGAACCAGAGCCAGAGCACUGAAUCCAAGACACGAGUCGGCCAGUAACCCUCUGCCGGACUCAACACAAAAAUUGGCACCAAUUCCCAACAUGAGAGCCUGCUUUGUAUGCCAUUAAAAGCCCAGCACUCAAUCGUAAUCAUGUGCGAAUGCUAUAGAUCUUAAUCCUGAAUAACCCUCCACCACCCCCCUACCCCCCCGCCCCUAGGGUCUAAGGGUCAUCCCCUUACCCUCCUCCAAUGAAGAGUUUGUUCUGGAACGUUUUCAAUGGACCUAACAGAAGUGAUUUCCCGUUUCAUUAUUUUUUCAGAUACAAAAGUAGAACCAGCUUCCGUUAGUGAACUUAAGGAACAGAAGGUUGGCUUUUGUUAUGUUGUUGCCAAGGUUUUAUUAAACAUUAUUGUCAUUUGCUGCUAACGUUAAAUAACUUGUAAGAGUGGGGCACUAAGGUUUUAAAAAAUCGUCCUAAAGCAACACGACAAGAGAAAAGAAAAAUAGAAACGUCCCAAAUCCUCGGUGUUUCCUAAACCAUUACAUCGCUGACUGCAGGUGAAGUGUUAUUAGUAAAUGUACUUCUCUUUAUCCAAUUCCUUUAGGCCUUUUUGAAGCUGAAUCAAAAGCAUCAAAAAGAAAUGGACGUGAUUGUUAAAAGACAUGAAAAGGUAAGAAUUCAGUGCUUUUUUCAGUAGUUAAAUUAUGUCACUGCUCUCAAAAUUACAGCAAAGUAGCUCUGAACAUAUUACUUAGUGUGAACACAGUUCUAGUGGGUAAGAGAAAUAAACGUCAAGUAUUUAAAAAGUUUUAGUCUUUCAUUACGCCCUAAUGCAUACAUUUGGUAACUAUAUUAGGAGAAAGACAAACUGCAAAAGAGCCACUUACUAGAGCAAGAUAAGUUGCUCAAAGACUUGGAUAAGGAAAAACUUUCAACAAAGAAGAAGAAUGACAAGGAGCUUAAAAAGGCAGAGAAAAAAGGGUAAGUAUCACUGAUGAAAAAUAAUAAUGAUGGUAAUUAUAUAUAGUGUAGGUGAUGAUGAUGAUGAUGAUGAUGAUGAUGAUUAUAUCACCACGGUAUGUAAGUGACCGUCAAAUCUUGGUAGUUAUGGGAUGUUUUACCUUACUUAGGAUUAUAGUGUGACUAUUCUGAGUGUUAUAAACUUUCACAGGCAUUCGUCCCUCAAAGAAGACGACCGUUCGGUUUGUCAUACGACUUUUAAACACUGACAAUGGAAGAAUUACCUUGCUUGUUGUGUUUUCCAUCUGCAGAAACUAUGAAGAAAGUUACCGUAAGGGAGUGGGGGAUAUGAACGACUUAGUCCGAGGCCAUGAAACCAAGGUAGGGUAACCAGAGGAAAAAAGCUAGGAUAAUUACAAAAACCUGACAAAAAAAACUUGAGCAGUGGCGCAAGACAGCAGAAAAGUGUCAAAAAAGGAACAAUCAGGUUGUAAAUCAUGUGACUCAUCCUUAACACUUGAAUUCAUUCAGUGUUAUUUGGUAUGAUUUAUGUUCUUCCCUUUAGUCAUAUUAUUUCUCAAGCAUGCAGCGUAUUGUAGAGACAUUUUGUGUCUGUAAUGCUUUUGUCCAACAAAGAGUAUUGGAGUUUUAUAAAGGAAUCUAACGGCUUUAUUUAUGUAAUUAGUUGCUACGGUGUAAUACAUGAUAUCUCGUGUUGUUAUUGUACACAGUGUUGUAUUUUUUCUUCAUGAAUUAGUCAUUUUGUUGUCCGGUUGUUUUUGGUAAUCUCCCUCAGUUGCUUCAAUAAAAUCCAACAAUGUAUCAGACAUUUUUUUUAAUUUACAGGCUACAUGCAUAUUGCCUUGUAUGUUUGUAGUACGAAGUAUUAUUUUCCAUCUCUUGACGUUUUUUGCAAUUUCGUGAUUUUAUUUUUCAGUCAGUGUCUAUAAUUUAUUGCAUUUUUAUCAAAGCAGUUCUCACUUUUUCUAUUUGAUACCGUAUCUUCGUUUUUUAUCGUGGUAUGGUGUUAACGACGUGUUAUACAGUAUUCUAUAACUGUGUCAAAGGUAAAUCACCAGGAUAACAGACAGUCAGUUGAGUUGAGCAGCACCCAUAACUCGUUGUAUUGCACCAAUGAAGUACAAUAUGUACACUCCAUUGCUUAAUCAUAUNCUUCAUGAAUUAGUCAUUUUGUUGUCCGGUUGUUUUUGGUAAUCUCCCUCAGUUGCUUCAAUAAAAUCCAACAAUGUAUCAGACAUUUUUUUUAAUUUACAGGCUACAUGCAUAAUGCCUUGCAUGUUUGUAGUACGAAGUAUUAUUUUCCAUCUCUUGACGUUUUUUGCAAUUUCGUGAUUUUAUUUUUCAGUCAGUGUCUAUAAUUUAUUGCAUUUUUAUCAAAGCAGUUCUCACUUUUUCUAUCGAUACCGUAUUUUCGUUUUUUAUCGUGGUAUGGUGUUAACGACGUGUUGUACAGUAUUCUAUAACUGUGUCAAAGGUAAAUCACCAGGAUAACAGACAGUCAGUUGAGUUGAGCAGCACCCAUAACUCGUUGUAUUGCACCAAUGAAGUACAAUAUGUACACUCCAUUGCUUAAUCAUAUUUAGAUGAAGUUCAGAAUGUUUCCUAAAAUUUGGAAUAAAUAUAAAAUAUACGAUGCUGGUAGUUACCACAAUAAAUACAGGAAAUUAAAGGCACUUAAAAAGGCAAAAAUUUGUCCGCCGUAAAGAGAUUACAAAAGCUCACGUCUCGAACGGACACAUCACCAUUGUUGAGCAGUGAGAGCGUCUUUAAAGAACGUCAGCUUCGGAGCCAAAAACCGUUCACGUUUGAACAUGUUUAAGCAUUGGUGUGAAAAAGUAUAAACUGCACAACAUUGCACUAAAAGUGAAAUCAAUGUGAACGGAACAUCCUGCUUAAAACUGGUUUGGUUUGUUUUCUUGGAACUCCUUAGGUACCAACAAUUGAUCCUGACGGAGAGAUAAGUGUUAGUAUAUGCCACUGUAUUUUUGCAUUACGAUGUUCAUACACAUACUGUUUGUACAACGAAAAAAACUUCAGAUUUUUUUGUGGGAAGGGCUUGGAGGGUUCAUCACAGUAUUCGUGGUUUAACAUUGUAACAACAACAAGAGUUUUUGGAUUUGUCAAUUUUCUGCUUAACUGAUUCUUUGAUUGAAUACAAGAAACUGAUUAAUUCAAGCUCUACUGCAUAACCUAAUUUGGCAAAUUUUAAUUUCACGAAAAUGUUGGUUAUAUAGCAAUCACAAUUAAGCAAAAUGUUGUUCUUCGUAAAGGGAAGUGUCGUCAUUUAUGUUAAAUAUCCUAAACGAUUGAAAUAUACCUUAGCAAUGUACAUCAUAUAAAAACAUCCAUUGAUCAUUGACGGAUUAAUGGUAACUAAACAACAAUUUUGAACAACAUAAAUGUAACUAGCUAGUGUAUGACUUUUGUAAACUUGAGACUGCUGAUUCCCCAGUGACAACCAUAAACUCAGAUUCUUAUUCAGUGUUAAUGUUUGUUAUGUAGGCAGUUUAGUACUUAUAUCUUUAGAAAGAAGAACGGUUAAUGAUGGUAAUCAAAGUUUAAAAUCGUUAACUGGGUUUGAAAGUACCAGUUUGGGGUCUUUUCGAGAUGGAAAUAUCUCCAUUAUUUGACCAAUCAUAGGGUGUGUACUAACUUAGGAAUUGCCAAACGCUUUGUUGUACAAUAAUACAAGACGCAAACCUGUAACGUCGCCGAAACUGCAAAUCAUUUGUGGCGAUGUUAGUUGUGAUUGCUCUGAUUAAUUUAAAAUAUUUCUGUACACUCUGUGACAUGAGUUGUAAGGAUGAGAAAUGAGGUGAUGCAGGUUUAAUACUAAUUGAGUGUAAAAUCUUUCAUCUCAAAGAAACGUGUUAACGCACAAAACGAGGGCAUGAGGUUCCGUAAACGCGUUCAAAACAGCUAUAUAUAUAUUGAUACAUUUACUUGAUUCCCCACAAUUCUGAGCUUGCAGUAAUUUAUCUUUAACUGAUCAUAAGCACUAAUAAAGUUCUAACAUUUGUAGCAGGUAAACUCUCUUUUCCUAAACUACCAUCAGGCUUAUAAAACAAAUAAACGUUGAAAUAUUGACCUCUAUCAUAAUAUACUCGUAUAUGACUAAAUGAACGCACAGUCUACAAACUCUUUAUAAAAGAUAUAUAUCAAACGCCUUGGUGUUACUUUUGUCCUCUUGCAUUUUAAAAUAUAAAUAACGUACUCAGACACGUAUCAACCUGUACGCCAUUGCAUGCGCACUUGCGUGUUAGAAAUAACUUAUGGGGUUAGAUAAAACAAGAAGUUAGAGGUUAAAUCCUCUCUUGUUAUAUUUCACAUUCAAAGAGUUUUUUUCUUUUUUGAAAUUCUGAGGGCAAACGUUUAUUUUUCUUAAUAACUUCUUAACAAAUGCAUGACAGAAAAUACUGAAAAUAACAUUUCCGAGCUUCUUGUUUUCUUGUUUGCGGUGGGUGGGGUAUCCCAGAAUCUUAGAGGCAAAAUGUUCCCCUUUGCCUAUCCUACAGACUUGUCUAACUUAAUCUCCACUUUUUUAAAUCACGCCUUAAAUGAUUUUGGCGUCUUUUUGCCUUGACGUGGAAAUAACGUAAAUUGACCUCAUUAGUUUAUUUGUGUUGCUUUGACUUUCAGAUUAAUACUCUGAAACGUACACACCGUGACUCGAUGACUGAACUCCUCAGAAAGCAACUAAACGAACAGCUGGAGCUAGCAGAGAAACAACUACAUCCUGUAGGUGGAUAGGCAAUCACUAUACUCAUAUAUUUAGAGCGGCCAUGGAACGUCCCCAAAUUUUCUAUGGCCUUUAUCAAUGUAGUAAAGGGGUCGGUGCAAGGAGCAACCAGUUAGCAACCUACUGUUUGCAGUCUAGCUAUAAGACAAUUGCACGAUUACAUCUUACUACGACUACCAGAAUGCCUUAGUUUUUUGUUCUUGAGAAAAUUAACGCUAUUGUUUUUCAAACGUCGCCAGGAUUGACAAAUCUGAAUAGGAAAGCAAAAGCGAAAAGAAAUCCGGUAGUUUUAGUCAAAUGUCGUCAUCGUGAAAAUGGCCAAUUGAUUGUGUCUUACAAUACGAAAAGUCUCGCUUUUAAUUGGUCCAUUGGAGUCUUUUGAGCAAAAUUUGCCUCUUAAUGGCUACUCUCUAUGCUGAUUUCUGCGGGAUCUCCUUCACUUUCCUUAGAACUAAUGCUGUUUCCGGGGUUCAGGGAGUGGAGACAGGGUAACGAGAUGUAAGAAGGGAAAACGGCGAAGAUGGAGAGGGAACGGGGAGAGGCAUUCGCUGAGAUAAAAGCAUUUUUGAGCGAAGCACGUCAACCGGAAGUGAAGCCUUCGGAAGUGUCGAAGUUUGAAUGUCUAAACGUCUUUUCUCUUAUAGAGACGAACUGCCGAAAAUGUGGGCAAAACUACCGCCCUAGAAUGCAAAAAUUCCACUUCCAGUUGACGUGCGUUGCUCAAAAACGUCCGUGCUCGCUUUCGCUGUAAAACUAUAGUUAACGCUAUAAUGAUCAUUGUACCAUAUUGCCUUGCAACAGAACGUCUUUUUUUAAUACUUCCUUCCUGCAAAUGUCACUACCCCAUUCACAUGGCAUCCUUCUGUUUUUAUUAUGUCUAGAAACAAGAAGAGCUGGAAAGACUGAUGCGUCUGUCGCAAGAAGACAAGAUGAAGCUUUUGGCGGAUGUGCAUUCCAAGUAAAUGCUGCUUUUUUUAUUUUGUUCAAUUCCCGUAUUUCUAGUGGCCUCAUUAUUGUACUCUUUCAUCCUCUGAUUUGCCCAAGAAAAUGGUUUUGUUCUCUUAAUGUUACUCUAAGUCUUGUUUUCUGCAAAAGAGGAAAAAUGUCAACCAAAAUACUCCCUUUGCCGCCUUUUUUUUCUUAAGCAUACAGUUUAGUUUAUUUCCUGUAAUAAAAUAUUUUUAUUACCUUGAAGACAAAUGAAUGACUUGAGAAAAGGCCAAGAUGAUCACAAUCGGCAGGAAUUAAAGCUUUUGUCGCGGUACCAUACAAAUAGAGAUGAACUACAAAGGUUUGUUGUUUUCUUUCCUGUACCUCCUCGCAACUGCUCAAUAUUUCUUGACAGGAUUUCUUUUUUGCUUCUUUUCUUUGUCUUCCCCAUCCUUUGUCCCAUUAUUUGUAAAAGUCAGUGUACUAUUUCUCGUCUAAUUUCUCCACCCUCUUCUAUUAGUCCUUGACUAGACUUCUCUACUUUGGAUCAUCACCAUCAUCAGUACUAUUAUCAUCAUCCUCAUCAUUAGAGCGGUUUUCAUUUGAGUGUCGAAAAGUAAUUGGUUUUGCACUUUCUACACGAUGCGAUUGGCUUAAAAGAUUCGCGCCACUUUUUCAUCCAAUCAGAAGUAAAACCAAAGCCAAUUGUGACGCGCUCGCAUGCAUUUUCCCGCGCUUUGCGUCCGCCACAUGUAAUUACUUCGAGUGUUGAUUGGUUCAAUGUAUUGUCUGUGUCCUAUGUGAUUGGCCAGAGUAAUUACUUUGGUUUUGGUUUUACGACACUCAAACGAAAACCACUCUAUCAUUAUCGACAUCACUGCUGUUUGAUCGCUAUUACUCCUUUCCAACCCCAUCCAGUCUGUUCUUGUGUAAAGCCCGCAUGCUUGUUCAUCACCUUAAUGUUUUCCCUACUGUUUAUUGAGAUCCCAUUCAUGCUCCUUCGUGUUACUUUUGUCUUUUCGUCUUAUGUCAGCGCGAUCCUGAGUACUCAGAGAUUUCUUCGGAAUACUCAUUAAUUUUUUGUUGACUUUACUCUUUAAGACGAAAACGAGAAGAGAACAAAAAGCACAUAGAGCAAUCAGUAAAGGAGAGACAAAAGGUUUGUUUGGUUUCAUUCUCUGUUGACAACAUAUAUGGACGUUUUACGAUUUUUUUAAACGAAAAUUGAUGCUUUAGAAAUUUCAAAAUUGUUGGUUGCUUGAGUCUAGGUUUGACUCUUAAAAAGUGUUAUCUUAUUUUAGAUGACUGAGUUUCACAAAAAAGAAAGAGAAGAGCUGGAGAAAGAACAUGACAAACUCUUUGAGACUCUUGACGAGGAUAGGAAAAAGGUAGUGUUUAUUUAUGUUUUAAUUGCCUUCAGAGUUCUUUCGUUAAAGAAAAUAUUGUGAACCGAGCCGCAUCUCACGAAGAGAAACAACAGCUGGAAAUAUCUGCAUUUGCAAGCCACCAAAAGCAGCAAACCACUGAAGUUUAAUGUAAAAUUCUUGAUCUUAUCUCUGCAGAGUUUAAGAGAUCUUCGAACACUUCAUGAAACGAAGCUGAAACACCUUACUGUUUGUGACCUGGAAAUUACUUACGCGUCAUUGUAUGGAGACAAGGUUACUAAGCUGUAG
Messenger RNA from Porites evermanni, 35417 nucleotides. NCBI's taxonomy places the organism in Eukaryota, Metazoa, Cnidaria, Anthozoa, Scleractinia, Poritidae. The record is from the annotation of a GenBank genome assembly.